CAACCACCCACUGAGGGUGAGGAGCUUGUGUGCACGCCAACCCAAAAGAUCCUGCUUCUCCUCACGGUUACCACCAUACCGCAACUCCACCCAAAGCCAUAAAAACCAGUGCAGCAACAAUGAGAAUGAGAGCUAAAGCUUCCAGGAUCUGAAUUUUCAGCAUGUUGGCGCCAGCAUCAGCCCAGGUGCCUCACACCAUACGACCUGUUGCAAACUGCUUUGGGCUUCAUCGACGAUCUGUGCUGAAUUUGGACCGAUAUCACAGAUGGCGGGGGACUGGAAAGCAGAUGAUCCUUUCCACUCGUGGUGUGCUCGAAUCCAGCAAUGGUGCACCGUCUGGUGGCCUUGUGAAGAAAAGAAAGAUUGUGGAGCACAUUAUUCUGCUUGGAGCCAAGCCAAACAUCUCAGAUGCUGAAGAGAAAGAUAUGCUGGAUUAUCUGUAUACAUCACAGUACCAGAUGAGAGGGAUACUCACAAUCUCGUUGGGCCGCAUAGAGGAGCCAAAUAGCGAGAACUUUACGCACGCUGUCUUCAUGCGUUUUCAGCAGAAAGAAGACAUUGCCAAGUUCCAGAGCAGUGCCUACUAUUCCAAAAUUCUUGAUGACCACGUAAAACCUGUUUCCUAUAUUUCGAGUCUGAGGUGGAAGAUGACAUUAUUCCCCUCUUUCGUAGGGGAGAGGUAUCUCAAGCUACCUUAUUCUGGAGUAAAUUGGUACCAUUCUUUACUAUGUAAAAUACUACCCAUUGCAUUUAAACAGAAAAUCUGGUCCUUGAGUCAGGAUUUUAACUACGGUGUUGAGUUUAUGUUGCUGAUAUCUUUCUUGGAGACUGCAUCUCGAGAGGCAAUGGAGGAUGCAUCAUCUUCUCUGCAGAGGUUGAUCAGCCAAUGCAGUUCAUUUAUUGUGCAGGCAACCUGUGGCCGCUGUUUGAAUCCGGAAAACGGAUAUAAUCACGCUGCAGUGAUCCGCUUUCCAUCAUAUGAUGACUUCAAGUUGUUCAGGGAGAGCAUGGAGUACAAGGAUAUGUGGGCAUCAAAGUUCCACCCGAUUGUGGAGAAAUCCCUCCAGCUACAUUUCACCGUCGACCCCGUGGGGAACCAGCUGAUGUAAACCAGUCACGCCUCUUCACUCUUCAGAUGAACAACGAUCUUGCUGGGAGUUUCCAUCUCUGCUCAUUUUGGUUGAAAAGGAUGGAAAUGUUUUACUGUCGUCCACUCUGUCCCAAAGCGUCACUGCAAAUUGUGCUCCACAACGACUCCUUGUAGUAUACUCAAUAUAAAUAAGAGAACCAUGCUUCUUAACAGAGAA
Molecule: messenger RNA, 1307 nt
Organism: Panicum hallii
Lineage: Eukaryota; Viridiplantae; Streptophyta; Magnoliopsida; Poales; Poaceae
Exons: 8
Coding region: 162-1109 (315 amino acids)
Source: RefSeq, a predicted model, not a curated record